CCCACUUUAGUCCAUUUCCAACCACCAACCGAAACGGAUUGCUUCGAUCGGACCAAAAUCAAAAUCGAGCCAAUCAACCCCUCGUCGCGAGCACCUACGGUACGGUUCUACAUUUACCGCGUGCUGCUUUGUCAGUAUAAUUCUCACGCGGAAGUCUCGCUGGAACUAAUUGGGCAUCUUCAUCAUUCAUCGAGAUCCCCGAGAUCUUCAUCAGUCCAUCCAUCGCAUGCAUAUUUGACCUGACUGCAGCAGCAUCUUCAUCAUCAGAUCGGAUUGCCAUUUAAUAAUUUAUUGUACAUAUGAUUCUUUGUUGUACCGAGCUCGAAUCGGAUGUAUAAUCUCUCAUGUUGCGGUAAAGAUCGUGCCGAAGAAGAAGAACAAGUCUAAGUGAAGCUGCUGAGCAACGUAGAGUCAAGGAUAUAUCGGUAUGACCGUUGGCUGGACUCCACGUGGAUGAUCGCAGAAUCGUAAGGAAUUUUCUGUUACUCGAUAGUCGCGAGCGAGUGCGAUCGGAAGUGUGCAUUCUUUCCGGUGAAACAGUUUCGUUGAUUGUGAUUGCGUUACACGGAACGUCAACUAAGGGGGCGUGUCGGAAAAGGGCAAGAUAUGAUCUUUGGUGCGCGGAGACAAGCAUGAAGAAAGCUCUUAAACUGAUCGAUAGUGUUGGCGAAGGCUUAGUAGAGUGCUGUGCGGUGCCAGGAUGGCAUCAAAUCCCAUGAUGGUGGAGAAGAUCGUGCUGAUAGUGGUGAUUGUACUGGGUUCCUUGCUUUCGGUGGUUCACAAUGAUCCGGUGAAAAGGUUUCAGAAAGUAACGAAGAUCGAUGAAGAAGAAUCAACCCAGCAUCAGGAGUUGGAAUCGAGGGAAGCGUCGACUCCUGUGGUGGACAUCACCACAGACGGCGAAUUCGGGAAUACGACGGAAAAUGAAGCGGACAGUGUCGGGAUCAGUACAGUGAUGGUGAAGUUGAAGCAUUUUGGGACUAAAAAUUUUACGUUCUUGGAACCUGAUCUUAUACCGAUCAGCGAUUUUAUGGAUCUGGACGAGAAUGUGGACUUGGAGUUGCUGUUCAGCGAGCAGAUGAAUGCGGAUCAUUCGCAAAGUGGAAGUCCAGUGGAGAAUGUUGUGGUCCAAAUCGAAGACUACGACGACGAAGGAAACUCCCAAAGCUAUUUUCUGCACUCUUCACCAUAUUCCGAAAGCCCCUCCAAUGAAACCUCCCUCAGCUCAACAUCGACCGUCUCCUCGCGGGUUUCAGGCUUCUUCCGGGACGUGCUCCAACGGCUUGGAGUGUACAAGUACAUCUUGGACUACCAGGCAGAUGGCCAGUCUGAGAAACCGAACCAAUUGGGACCGAAGGUGCCUCAUCGAUUCCAUCCGCAUUUCAUCAACACCCCAAAGGGAAUCCGUAAUCUUCCGAAUCAUUUCGUUGACCAGGUCUCCCCAUCGUUGACGUCGACGACCCCGGUUGGAAUUGGAGCGAGCAGCUCGACGAAACGGCCGCCGAAGCCGCACAAGACCCACGGCGGAGGACUGUUUAACCAGUUCAAGCAACGCAUCAAGGCUAUCUAUCCGGGAACGGUUUGGUGUGGAGAUGGCAACCAGGCCAAGAGUGAGAACGACAUCGGGUUCUUCUACAUGACGGAUGCUUGCUGCCGGGCACAUGAUCUGUGCCCGGCGGCGAUCGCAGCCGGAGAGCAGUUCAAUCGACUUAAGAAUAACGGUUACUUCACCAGAUCUCAUUGUGACUGUGACAAGCAGUUCUACAACUGCCUCAAGAACGCCAACACGUUAGUGUCCAAUCAGAUCGGAUAUACCUACUUCAACCUGCUCAAGCCCCAAUGCUUCCGCCAUGAACACCCGAAAGUAGCCUGCUCGAAAAAAAUCAAGGGCAAAUGCAUAACGUAUGUGGUGGACGAGAACCAGGACAAAGUUUGGCAGUGGUUCGACAACCUGAUCUACUAAUAACGCUAAAAGCUUAACAUUUCCUUAACAGGGUGUAAAUUAUCGUACAACUAUGUCUGAGACAUAGUCUUAUUUAUUAUAAUUAAUCAUGGAUUCUUAACAGAGAGAGUCCGUCCUUUAUUACAAUGUUCCAGUAGACUGGGUCAAGAAAGCGAAAAGUGUGCAAUUGUGAUACAAAAACGAAACAAAGCAAGUGUUGCCAAAUAAACCGUAAUUUAAGCUGAA
Aedes aegypti (yellow fever mosquito) is the source of this 2188-nucleotide messenger RNA. RefSeq lists its product as uncharacterized. Lineage: Eukaryota; Metazoa; Arthropoda; Insecta; Diptera; Culicidae. Bases 701 to 1963 code for a protein of 420 amino acids. The record is from RefSeq and is a predicted model, not a curated record. The transcript has 5 exons. Gene Ontology annotation, biological process: arachidonate secretion; phospholipid metabolic process.